Molecule: messenger RNA, 1846 nt
Organism: Meriones unguiculatus (Mongolian gerbil)
Lineage: Eukaryota; Metazoa; Chordata; Mammalia; Rodentia; Muridae
Product: zinc finger protein 431-like
Exons: 4
Coding region: 145-1545 (466 amino acids)
Biological process (GO): regulation of transcription by RNA polymerase II
Molecular function (GO): RNA polymerase II cis-regulatory region sequence-specific DNA binding; DNA-binding transcription factor activity, RNA polymerase II-specific
Source: RefSeq, a predicted model, not a curated record
CGAGGUGGACCCGCCAGUCAAAAUGGGGAGGUACUUCCGGUCCUCUGGACUGACGGCUCGGCUAAGGUACUGGGGAAGUCUGUCCUGGUCGUGUGAGCCGCUGCCGGGAGCCGAGGAGAGCGGGGCGAGCUCGGAGUCCGCGCCAUGGAUGCAGUGACCUAUGAGGACGUGCAUGUGAACUUCACUCAUGAAGAGUGGGCUUUGUUGGAUUCUUUCCAGAAGAGUCUUUACAGAGAUGUGAUGCUGGAGACCUACUGGAACCUCACUGCUAUAGGCCACAAAUUGGAAGACUACAAUAUUGAAGAACAUUGUCAAAGUUCUGGAAGACAUGGAAGUCACUCUGGAUACAAGCCAUAUGAGCAUAAGGAAUAUGGAAAGAAGCAAAAUACCUUUACACAGAACAGUUUUCUUCAAAUAUAUGAAAGAGUCCAUACUGAAGAGAAACCCUAUGCUUGUAAUCAAUGCAGUAAAGCCUUUACAAAUUUCCUUAGUCUUCGAAAACAUGAAAAAUAUCAUAAUAUAGAAAAACCCUAUGAAUGCAAUCACUGUGGUAAAGCCUUUCCAAGUCAGAGUUCUCUUCAAAUACAUACAAGAACUCAUACAGGAGAAAAACCGUAUCACUGCAAUGAAUGUGGUAAAGCAUUUGCACGUCACAGUAAUCUUGAUAUACACAAAAGAACUCAUACAGGAGAGAAACCCUACGAAUGUAAUCAAUGUGGUAAAGCCUUUGCAACUCGCAGUCAUCUUCAAAUACAUGAAAUAAUUCAUACAGGAGAGAAACCCUAUGAAUGUAGUCAGUGUGGUAAAGCCUUUGCAUAUCGUAGUAAUCUUGAAGCACAUGAGAAAACACAUACUGGAGAGAAACUUUAUGAGUGUACUCAGUGUGGUAAUGCCUAUGCAAAUCGCAGUAGUCUUCGAAAUCAUGAAAAACAUCAUACUGGAGAAAAGCUCUAUGUAUGUAAUCAAUGUGGUAAAGCCUUUGCACGUCGCAGUAGUCUUGAAAUACAUGAAAGAACUCACACUGGAGAGAAACCUUAUGGAUGUAAUCAAUGUGGUAAAGCCUUUACACGUCGCAGUCUUCUUCAAAUCCAUGAAAGAACUCACACUGGAGAGAAACCUUAUGAGUGUAAUCAGUGUGGUAAAGCCUUUGCGAGUCGUACUAGUCUUCAAAGUCAUGAAAAACAUCAUACUGGAGAGAAGCCCUAUGGAUGUAAUCAAUGUGGUAAAGCCUUUGAAUUAAAGUGUAAUCUUCAAAUACAUCAAAGAGUUCAUACUGGAGAGAAACCCUAUGCAUGUAAUCAAUGUGGUAAAGCCUUUGCAAGCCGUCGUUAUCUUCAAAAUCAUGAAAAACAUCAUACUCUUGAGAAACUGUAUGAGUGUAGUCAGUGUGGUAAAGCCUUUGCAAUUCGCCGAUAUCUUCAAAAACACAAAAUAACUCAUACUGGAGAGAAACCGUAUAAAUGUACUCACUGUGGUAAAGCUUUUGCAUAUCGCAGUAAUCUUUAUAGACAUGAAAGAAGUCAUACUGGAGAGAAACUGUAUUAAUGUACUCAAUGUGGAAAAGCCUUUGUAUAUUACACUAGUCUUCAUCAUCACAAAAAAUGUCAUACUGGGGAAAGAGUCUGUGAAUGUAACUGAGGCAGUAAAGUUUUGGCACAUCAGUGUAAUCUUCAAGCACAUCAAAGAACUUAUACUGGAGAAAACCCCUCUGAAUAUAAUCAAUGUGAUGGUGCCUCUGCAUGUUACAGUCUAUUCAAAGACAGGAAAGAAUUCCUACUGGACAGAAACACCAUAAAUCUUAAUACUUUGCUCAUGUAAGAUCCAUUAAAACCGUUUCUUCAUUAAA